AUGGCCGGCCGCUUCUGGCUCUUAGCCGCCUCUUUGGCACCUGCGGCGUAUGCUGCGGUCACCUGCGGUGGUGGAAAGCAAUGCCCAGAGGAUACUCCUUGUUGUUCACAGUACGGCCAAUGCGGUGUUGGUGCCUAUUGUCUAGGUGGCUGCGAUCCUGUCAACUCUUUCUCCCUUCAAGCCUGUACACCUGCGCCUGUCUGUCAGUCAAAGACAUACACCUUCGACAACCUUGAUGGCAUACAAUCAAACACCAAAUAUCUAGGGGAUCCUAGCAAGGCCGAUUGGGUGUCAUCUGGGCAGCCCCUCGAGUACAAUGGCUCCGUCUUGCUCACUAUGGCCGAAGGAACAGUCGGAACACUACUGGCGAGCACAGACUAUGUCUGGUAUGGAAAAGUGUCGGCCAGGUUAAGCACUUCUGCUGGUGCCGGCGUGGUGACUGCGUUUAUUCUGUUGGGCGACUCCAAAGACGAAAUCGAUUUCGAAUUUGUCGGCGUGGAACUCGAGAGCGCCCAAACUAACUUCUACUCUCAGGGUGUCACUGACUAUCACAAUGGUGGCAACACUACUGGCUUGAGCGAUGUACACCUAAACAUGCACGAUUAUGAGAUUGAUUGGCAGCCCGAUACUAUCACCUGGUCUAUCGAUGGCAACGUUGUUCGUACUCUCAACCGGGAAGAUACCUGGAAUGCUACCGCCAACCGAUACUCAUAUCCUCAAACCCCAUCUAGAGUGCAGCUGUCCCUCUGGCCUGGCGGUCUGUCCACCAACGGUGAGGGUACGAUUGAAUGGGCUGGUGGCCUUGUUCAGUGGGACUCGCCGUACAUGGAGAAUGGGUACUACUAUGCCACCUUUGAUGAAGUGUCGAUUGAAUGCUACGACCCUCCUAGCAAUGCGCAAAAGAACGGCACCAAGUCAUACAUCUACACCAACGAUGCCAUGACCAACAACACUGUCGAAAUUACCAACGAGAAUACGAUCCUCAGUUCGUUUUUGGCCACCGGUCUCAAUAUGACCGCUGGCGAAGCCAGCGCCUCUGCUAGCGCCAGUGGUUCUGCGAAGACAAGCGAUGUCGAGACAGUACCUGGUUUGAGCGGUGGUGGUACUGGCAACAAUGGUCAGCGCGGUGACGGCAGUUCUGCUAGCAGCAGCGCUGCAGGUACGGAUGCAGGGUCUGGAAGCGCUACAGCGACCGGCAGUGCAUCUACCGGAUUCGUUCAAGGUGGUGGCAGUGACUCGAACAAUAAUGGUGCCGGUCAGCUCGGCGGCAACAGUGAGACUGUCCUGAGAGGAAGUCUGCUUGCGGUUGUCGUUGCUGUGGUUGGACUUUGUGUGCUAUAG
This is a messenger RNA of Exophiala spinifera, 1341 nucleotides long. RefSeq lists its product as uncharacterized. Gene Ontology annotation, cellular component: fungal-type cell wall. Gene Ontology annotation, biological process: fungal-type cell wall organization; carbohydrate metabolic process. The transcript has 3 exons. Lineage: Eukaryota; Fungi; Ascomycota; Eurotiomycetes; Chaetothyriales; Herpotrichiellaceae. Gene Ontology annotation, molecular function: hydrolase activity, hydrolyzing O-glycosyl compounds; chitin binding; glycosyltransferase activity. The record is from RefSeq and is a predicted model, not a curated record. Bases 1 to 1341 code for a protein of 446 amino acids.